This is a messenger RNA of Oryza brachyantha (malo sina), 700 nucleotides long. RefSeq names its product BTB/POZ domain-containing protein 2-like. NCBI's taxonomy places the organism in Eukaryota, Viridiplantae, Streptophyta, Magnoliopsida, Poales, Poaceae. The transcript has a single exon. Bases 119 to 424 code for a protein of 101 amino acids. The record is from RefSeq and is a predicted model, not a curated record.
ACGACGCCUCUACGCCACGCCACGCGACGCGACCUUACCCAACGCACGCGGGCGCGGCGACAGAUCGCGGCGGCGAGACGAGCUCUCGCACCCGCUCCUCCUCCUGCUGCCGCCGUGCAUGGAGAGGAUCAUCGCCAUGUCCGUGGUGGGCGCGGGGCCCGGGAACGUGUUCGGCCCGGGCAUGAGCGCCGGCGCGCUGGAGAGCUUCGUCCACCGCCGGCAACCAGGCGCCGGCAACAAGGCGGCGUCGGCGGCGGCGGCCGAAGGGACAGGCCGCGGCAAGAGCCCUCCGUCGUCGGAGGCACGCGCGGCGCCGGCAGAGGCGAAAUCUGCGGCGGCGAAGGGCGGUGGCGCCGGCGCGCGGUUCGAUCCGGCGCUGGACCUGGAUGGGCUCUACUGCUUCGAGACCAUCUCCCCCCAUUGACAUGCUCUGCUCUGCCUGCUUCUUGUUCUUCUUCCCCCCUCUCUUGUUUGAUUCUGUCAUUUUUAGCGAUAUUAAUUUUCUCUCUGUUAGGUUGUGUGAUCUUUAGAGAUUAAGCAACAUGCUUCGAUUUGUUAAUUGCACUAGGAUGUAAUCGCCCUACUGAAAUCCAACGAAUUCGGUAUCCGAGUGUGUCUCUUCUUUCGAUUUUCAUUUUUUUCCCCCGCGAAGGGUGUCGGUCAAGCUAUCGAUGUGAUGCCAACACCAGUCAUAAGUCAA